ACCAGGACUUGAACCAGGACUUGAACCAGGACUUGAACCAGGAUUAACCUAGGACUGAACAGGGACUUGAACCAGGACUCAACCAGGAAUGAACAAGGACUAAACCAGGACUGAACGAGGGCUGACCAAAGGCUGAACAAGGACUUGAACCAGGACACUACCAGGACUUGAACCAGGACUGAACAGGGACUUGAACCAGGACUAAACCAGAACUGAACAAGGACUUGAACCAGGACUAAACCAGAACUAAAGCAGGACUGAACAAGAACUCAACCAGGACUGUGCCAGGACUAAACCAGGACUAAACAAGGACUUGAAUCAGGACUAACCCAGGACUAAAUCAGGACUGAAAAAGGAUUGAACCAGGACUUGAACCAGGACUAAACCAACCCUGAAUAAGGACUUGAACCAGGACUGAUCCAGGACUCUAUCAGAACUAAACCAGGUCUUAACCAGGACUUGUAUUUAAACUAGUUAGAAUUGGGGUUAUCAACUUUCUUGGUGUUUUGUCCCAUUUGCAAAUAAAGUAGGUACUUUGGAAGGUCCCACAGUAUGGCAUUAUCUGAACUUAUCUAAUUUACUUUUAUGUAUUGAAUCACAGAUGGAAAGAAACAUGUAUUCUGAGCAGGGUCUCCUCUCCACAGAUCUGACCUGAACUUGGCCAAAUGGGGUCACCUGUCUGUCCUGCAGUGGACGCUUGAGUGGUUCCUGCUUUCACCUGUCUGAUUCAUUGAUUCAUCGAUUUCUUUGCUGUCACAGAAUGAGAAAACAAUGAAAUUACAAUUACCAACUCCCUCUGAUGAUCCCGCAAAACACACAGAAUUAUUUAGCUCACUGAUGGAGCAUUUUGAGUUUUGGAGAUGUAGACAGACUAAUAAAGGGUUACGCAAACGUGUGAAUGAAACAAAACACAACUCCAGGUCUGGUUUUGAGGUGGAAACAGCAUUAGAACAUGAUUUAAAGCUCACAAGAGUCACUUUUUGAUCAGAAAAUAGAAAAAAUGAAGCGCGUUAACUUCCUGAGGGUAACUCGAAGUCUUCCCACUGAGAGGUCAUUGCCAAGUACCAAGAAUGUCUACGUUAAAUGUCCUAUAUUACACAAAAAGUGACUCUUGUGAGCUUCAAGUCAUGUUCUAAUGUUGUUACCUCAAAAACAGACUUGGACUUGUCCUUUGUUUCAUUCCUUAACAGUCUGUCUUCAUCUCCUAAGCUCAAAAUGCUAGUAUAGUAUAUGUAGCGGUAGUUUUCAGGCUAACAGUUCUUCAGAGACUGACAAUUCCAGGGCUGAUUUGAUCCAAAUGAUUCUAGUGAAGGUAUAUGGAGUUGAAAACAUAGUGGAGCACCUCCUGUAUUACCACAUGACAUCACAAGGUGGAGUGUUUUCAGUCUAAAUCUGCAGGGUUUGUGUGUUAAACGUGAAUGAAACAAAACACAGUCCUAGUCCUUCACCCUCUUGUGAUUGAAACAAUAAUUAAAUAAUAAAAUACAAAUAAUAAAUAAAUAUAAUCGAUACGUACACAAAUAAAUAAAACAAUACAAAUAAAAUAAAUAAUAAAAUAAAAUACAUAAGUAAUAAACUAAGAACAUUCAUUUAAAAAACAAAAUAAGUAUGUAACCCACCAUAUUGCUCCUUGUCGUGUAAGUUUUAGAUAAGUUUUGGCGCCAGCGUGGUGCGCCACUCUCCCCCCGUGAACUCCAUCUCCCACAAUGCACCGCACUGUUUACUUCCUGCAGUAGCCUCCAUGCUGUAGCCUGACCCCCGCGGCCCAUGAUCCUGUGCUGUUCCUCUCAUCUGUCUCUUUCUGUUUCUCUGUGAUCUGUUGACAGUGAAGGCGUCAUGGAGGUGACGGCGGCGCGCAGGUCUUUCCUCUGCGACAUCGGUGAGUCUGGAGCUGAAACGAAGGAUUAACUCGUGCGUAAAACCACAAGCUCCAUGAUCCAUAUUCAUGUUUUUCUUGUUUAGCUGCAGUUUUCUCGCUCUGGCUCCAGCGUGGUGGGAUUCCUGAGAAACUCGAGAUUUGUAUUUCAACAUUAUGAUCUCGAGCUGUACUUCUCUUCAUGAAGCGUUUCUGGGUCAGAUUCUGCAGCGCUCCCCCUCCCUUCCCCUCUCUCCUCAUUUCUCCUCUCUCCUCUCCUCUCCCUGUCUCUCCUCUCCCUUUCUCCUCCUCUUCUCCUCCCUCUAUUCUCUUAGGUAUAUGAGCAGGCUGUAUUCCUCUUCAUGAAGUUGCCUCUCUGGGUCAGAAUCUGCAGCUCUGCAGCUCUGGAGCUCUCAACUCUCCCCUCUCCCUCUUCUCUCUCCUCCUCCUCCUCUUCCUCUUCUCCCUCUCUUCUCUCAGGUGUGUGGGUGGAGCGUACUCCUCUUCAUGAAGCUGUGUCUCUGGGUUGAGUUUUGCAGCUCUCUUACUUCUCCUCCCCAUCUUCUUCCUCCUCCUCCUCUCUCCUCCUCUUCCUCUCCUCCCUCUCUUCUGUCAGGUAUGUGGGCGGACCGUACUCCUCUUCAUGAAGCGGCGUCUCUGGGUCGGGUUCUGCAGCUCUCUCAGCUCUUGGACUCUGGAGUUGGUGUGAACACAGUGACGGUGGACAACAUGACGGCUCUGCACGAGGCGUGUAUCAAAGCCCACCCCACCUGUGUGCGCCUGCUGCUGAGGGCCGGGGCCCAGGUGGACGUGAGGACGAUUCACGGCAGUACACCUCUCUGUUACGCCUGUGGCUCAGGGAGUUUGGAGUGUGUUCGACUUUUACUGGAACACGGGGCAAAAGUGAACCCCUCCCUCACAGCUCUGACCGCUUCCCCCCUGCACGAGGCCUGUAUACAAGGUCACGUGGACAUCGUGGAGCUGUUGAUCUCCAGAGGAGCAGACCUGGAGGCGUUUGACGUUCACUUUGGUCCUCCUCUUCACAUCGCCUCCGCCAAAGGACACGCCCCCUGUGUGAAGGCGCUGCUGCAGGCCGGAGCGCGCGUGAACUCGGUGAAGUUCCAUGAGACGGCGUUACACCUGGCGGCCCACGGGGGCAGUGUGGAGCUGGUGGAGCUGCUGAUCGAGUUUGGAGCCGAUGUUUUCUACAGCGAUAACUCCGGGAACAGACCCAGAGACUACGCGGUGCCGGGGACUGAGGCACACCGCUGCCUCACAUUCUACGAGAACACCCCCCUGAGUCUGCAGCAGAUCUGCAGGAUCAGAGUCAGGUCUCUGCUUGGUCCUCGAGCUCUCCGUGUUUUACCUGAACUCCAGAUCUCUCCAGUGAUCAAGAGCUACCUCCUCUUCAGCGGUCAGAACAACAUGGAGACCGAAAACCCACAGCCGUAUUACUUCGGAGACAUCGGCUGCUGGUCGGAGCGGACAGAGGUGCAUAAGGCUGCCUCAGAGGGCGCCGCGUCUGCCCUGAGGCAUCUGAUCGAGGGCGGAGCCUCUGUGAACAUGGUGGCGGUGGACUCCAUCACUCCGCUGCAUGAGGCCUGUCUGAGGGGGCAGGCCCAGUGUGUGAAACUGCUGCUGGAGGCCGGAGCUCAGGUGGAUGCGAGGAACGUAGACGGCAGCACUCCUCUGUGUGAUGCAUGUUCUUCUGGGAGUUUGGAGUGUGUGCGUCUGCUGCUCAAACAUGGUGCUAAAGCGAACCCCGCGCUGACAUCCAGGACUGCGUCUCCUCUGCACGAGGCCUGCAUGGGAGGAAACUCAGAGUGUGUGAAGCUGCUGGUUUCCAUGGGGGCGAGUCUGGAGGCGUAUGAUCUGUACCAUGGCACUCCUCUGCACGUGGCCUGUGUCAACGACCACAUGGACUGUGUCAAAGUGCUGCUCAACGCAGGGGCCAAAGUGAACGCCUCACGCCUUCAUGAGACUCCGUUGCAUCACGCCGCGAGGAACCUGAGCGAGGACAUGAUCCAGAUCCUGGUCGAGUUUGGAGCCAACGUUUACGCCAGAGACCACCGCGACCUCCGACCUGCGGACUACACACAGCCCGGGUCGCCCCCUGCUGACCGCCUGCACUACUACGAGAGCACCCCUCUGUCUCUGCAGCAGCUCAGUCGUCUCUCUGUGAGGAACCAUCUGGGCCCCAGAGCCCUGAAGGCCAUCACCCAACUGCACCUGCCCCAGAUCCUGCUCAACUACCUCUGCUUCACUGAAAUGCACACAAGGGACUAGACCAGGACCAGGACCUGAGACCAGACCAGGACUGGACUAAGACUAGGACCAGAGACCAGGACCAGAGACUGGACCAGAGACACUGGACCAGAAACCAGACUAAGACCGGAUCAGAGACUGGACCAGGACUGCGACCAGAGACCGCACCAGAACCAGGACUACAACAGAGACCUGGACUGGUACCAGAGAUCAGACCUGAGAGAGGACUAGGACCAGAGAUCAGACCUGAGAGAGGACUAGGACCAGAGAUCGGACCUGAGAGAGGACUAGGACCAGAGAUCGGACCUGAGAGAGGACUAGGACCAGAGAUCGGACCUGAGAGAGGACUAGGACCAGAGAUCGGACCUGAGACAAGAUCAGGAUUACAACCAGAGACUAGACCAGAACUAGGACCAGGGCAAGGACUAGGAUUUAGGACUAGAACCACGGCUACUACUAGACCAGGACAAAGACUAGGAUCAGGGCUAGGACUAGACUAGACUCGGACUAGACUGGGCCCAGACUGGGACCAGGGAUUCCAGGGAUGAGACCAGGACUAGACCCAUUGGCCUGAGACUGGGCCAGGACAUUACCAGGACUGGACUAGGACUAGACUAGAACUAGACCAGAACCAAGACCGGACCAGGACUAGACCAAACCCAAAAGGACUCGCUCAGACCCACAGGACUUGAUCUGAACCCGAGGUGCUGCUCAGAGAGUCUUCAUGAAACACUAAAACACAGAAACACUUUUUAGCUGGAAACGGGAAUUUUAACUGGAUUUAACUAUUUAUUCUUAAUUAUUACUCACGCGAGUCUUAUUUUAUUUAGCUUGUUGGAAAAGACAAGACAGAAAUGUGCUGAAAUAAUGUUUGUGCCAAAUAUGAGAUGUGAGAUUUUGAGUGUGAUGGUGCUAUGAUGGUGUUGGUUAUUUAAAUGUCAUGUUUUGUAUAUAUGUGGUUUAUAUAGAGUAAAAGUAGCUGCAGAGUCAUAUAAAAUGUAUUUCCAAACCCUUAAAACAGAAAUGUAAAAGAUGUAAUGCAGUAA
Boleophthalmus pectinirostris (great blue-spotted mudskipper) is the source of this 5166-nucleotide messenger RNA. It is a transcript of the gene asb13a.2, whose product is annotated as ankyrin repeat and SOCS box containing 13a, tandem duplicate 2. NCBI's taxonomy places the organism in Eukaryota, Metazoa, Chordata, Actinopteri, Gobiiformes, Gobiidae. Gene Ontology annotation, biological process: intracellular signal transduction. Gene Ontology annotation, molecular function: protein binding. The record is from RefSeq and is a predicted model, not a curated record.